AGCUCUACUCCGUGACUCGGGCGGGAAACUGAGGCACAAGGCAGCGGCAUCUGUUGCGUGGAAGUCUUUAUCGCCCUACACCCCAGAGCUUCUUCCCUUGACUCACUGCGGUUCCAUCAGCAAUACCCGUCUCCAAAGCUUCCCGGCUCUCGCUGCGGAGGGAACUUCCUCUUCUUUUUUCCUAAAAUAUCCUCAUUCAUGUUCUUUUUUUCAUGAACGCCCCCAGUCGUGAUUUCACACACAGCUCUCUCUCCUCUCCUUGCAUUGACCUUUGCUUUCACUCUCUCGCUUCCUUACAUUUGGCCCAAGUAGACCCUGAUGUUGGUGUUUUGGGGGCAACCACAGGCAACUAAUGUGGACCAUGCCUGGCUCAUACUUGACUUAAUUUGAGACCGGGUGAGAGGUGGUGUAGAGCUCCGUAAAGGGAGUCGAAUGACUGGGUUAAGCUAUUUCGUUUGACCUGGAUCUAAUCACUAGGCUCUCCAAGCCAACUUCUUUUCUCUAAGUAAGGAAACUGGAUUAGCUCAACUCUAAAUCCCUGCUUCCCAGCUGUAAAACCUUUGUCUCCUCAAGCCAUUCACUAAACGUUGGACAAUCACAGUCCCCAGACAAUCACAUAUCCAGUUUACAUGCCAUUUAGAUUUGAACCCUAUUUUGGGUAAGAUAAAAAUAGAUGUUUUGGUUUGUUUUUUUGACAUUUGACAAGCUAUCCACGGUAGUGCACUGAUUGGGUUUCAAACCAAGAUACUGGAUUCUCCCAGUUCAGAUAAAGAGCUCUGAGCAUGUAACAGUGAAAAUGGAUAACCUGCAUUCACAGCGCACAGACUGAAGACAUGACACUUAAGGAACACACGUGGACUUGUGGCACAUGGAUAUGUGUGCACAAAAAGAGGAAAUCUGUCAUUCUUUAAAGAUAGGAAGACAUUCUUCCUCACCAACAUGGGUACUUUCUGCUCAGUUAUCAAGUUUGAAAAUCUCCAAGAAUUAAAGAGACUGUGCCACUGGGGCCCCAUUAUAGCCCUCGGUGUUAUAGCAAUAUGUUCUACGAUGGCCAUGAUUGACUCUGUGUUGUGGUAUUGGCCCUUACAUACAACUGGAGGAAGCGUGAAUUUCAUCAUGUUGAUAAAUUGGACGGUCAUGAUUCUUUAUAAUUACUUCAAUGCCAUGUUUAUUGGUCCUGGCUUUGUCCCUCUGGGGUGGAAACCGGAAAAUUCUCAGGAUAGCAUGUACCUCCAGUAUUGUCAAGUCUGCCAAGCAUACAAGGCACCACGGUCACAUCACUGUCGAAAGUGUAACAGGUGUGUGCUGAAGAUGGACCAUCACUGUCCUUGGAUCAACAACUGCUGUGGUUACCAAAAUCAUGCUUCAUUCACACUGUUUCUCCUGUUAGCACCAUUGGGUUGUAUUCAUGCUGCCUUCAUUUUUGUUAUGACGAUGUAUACACAGCUUUAUAACCGGCUCUCCUUUGGGUGGAACACGGUCAAAAUUGAUAUGAGUGCAGCCCGGAGAGAUCCUCUUCCAAUUAUUCCGUUUGGAUUAGCUGCAUUUGCUGCCACCUUGUUUGCCUUGGGAUUAGCUUUAGGAACAACCAUAGCCGUUGGGAUGUUGUUUUUUAUCCAGAUAAAAAUAAUUCUCAGAAACCAAACUUCUAUUGAAUCAUGGAUUGAAGAAAAGGCUAAAGAUCGAAUUCAAUAUUAUCAGCUAGAUGAAGUCUUUGUUUUUCCUUAUGACAUGGGGAGUCGAUGGAAGAACUUUAAGCAGGUAUUUACCUGGUCAGGGGUCCCAGAAGGAGAUGGACUGGAGUGGCCAGUCAGAGAAGGCUGUCACCAGUACAGCUUAACAAUAGAACAGUUGAAACAAAAAGCGGAUAAAAGAGUAAGAAGUGUUCGGUAUAAAGUAAUAGAAGAUUACAGUGGUGCCUGCUGUCCUUUGAACAAAGGAAUCAAGACGUUCUUCACGAGCCCCUGCACGGAAGAGCCUCGGAUACCGCUGCAGAAAGGGGAGUUCAUUUUGGCCACGAGAGGGUUACGAUACUGGUUGUAUGGAGACAAAAUUCUUGAUGAUUCCUUUAUAGAAGGUGUUUCAAGAAUCAGAGGGUGGUUCCCUAGAAACUGCGUGGAGAAGUGUCCCUGUGAUGCUGAGACAGAGCAAGCCCUAGAGGGCGAGAAGAAAAACAGAUAGCCACGAUCAAAAUCCAGUGAUUCUUUAAGUCCACCCCAUUACUUGAAAAUUGUGCAUAUCACUAAAGAAUUAUGCAAUGAGCCUACUCUGGUUAAGGUGUUCUUUUCCUCAAAGGUGCCCUAGUGCCAUGAUCUAAAUAUUGUUAUGAACAUUUUGAAAUGGAGAAGCCAUUCUGCAUAUGCCUUUGAAUUCCUGCCCCUCUUGGCCACCUCUUCCUCGCCCCAAAAGGAAAAAACACUUCACCCCAGUAAGUCAAUUGCAUUUUCUCUCGGGUGUUUUACGCACUGCACACUAUGGACCUCACUCGCAGAUAUUGUUCCCCCUUUGCCAGGAGCAUCUGCAUGUGAUGCUUCUGUCCCGUUUCCCCCUCAGUUGGUAUUUCUUAUGUAAUAUUCUAGAUACUGUAGAACUUAAUUUGUCAGAUUCAAUAUAAGCUCAGAUUUUGUUACCUGUCUUUUAAUAAUGCUUAUUUUGUCAAAUCAAAUAAAGAUCAAUGGAUGUUCUCUAUAAA
Messenger RNA from Myotis lucifugus (little brown bat), 2692 nucleotides. RefSeq names its product zinc finger DHHC-type containing 6 (gene ZDHHC6). Gene Ontology annotation, biological process: protein palmitoylation. The record is from RefSeq and is a predicted model, not a curated record. Bases 940 to 2181 code for a protein of 413 amino acids. The transcript is spliced from 11 exons. Gene Ontology annotation, cellular component: Golgi apparatus. Lineage: Eukaryota; Metazoa; Chordata; Mammalia; Chiroptera; Vespertilionidae. Gene Ontology annotation, molecular function: protein binding; palmitoyltransferase activity.